Prorocentrum cordatum is the source of this 2337-nucleotide messenger RNA. The record is from the annotation of a GenBank genome assembly. Lineage: Eukaryota; Dinophyceae; Prorocentrales; Prorocentraceae.
AUGCAUGAGUACUACAUGGGCCCUCACCUGCACCCGAAUCUCAAGGAUUAUGGGUUCAAGGUUCCCACGGACUGCCUCGGUUAUGUGGGCAUCUAUAAGAGCGGGUCCAGCGAGACUCUGUGCAAUUUGCGAAACAACCUCGGGAAGAGGUCAAGGUGGAAGCAUGGCAUGGGCUCGAACUUGUUGCAGAGAAUGAUACAGAUACACAUGUUUCCCGUCCUGAACGAGUCGGACGAUGCCGUGGUGGACCCGAAAUCAAGCUUACUACGAAGACAACCCGCAGGACCUGGCCCGGGCCCGCCGCCAGGGGAGGCCGCGGCACGGCACGGCGUUCACGUGGGUCCGGGAGCCCGCGUUGCGCUUCGUGUCCGGUUAUUCCGAGAUCGAAUACUAUCGCACGCGGUGGCGGACUUCACGAUCGGGGAGCCGUAUUUCUUUUACGACUUUGUAUUGCACAGUCCGAAACAGCGAGAAAAUUAUAAGCCCGGCAUGAUAGUUGAGCAAAACAAGAAGUCGUGCUACGGAUGUUCAUUCUGGCAGAGCGAAGUAAAUUCGACUUCCCGGGCCAAGCAGUUUGUGCUGGACUUCUUGAUGCUGGGGAUGCGACCAGAUUUUUUAUGGCGGCACAUCUUCCCACAGGUGGCGCAAGCCAACGUCUUCUUCCGAUCGGCUGGCCCCCUCGAUUUUGUCUGCCACCUGGAGGAGUUUGAACGAGGCUGGGAGUUCGCGGGCAUGAUGGCCAACAGGUCACUGGAUACCUUCAACAGGGGCUGCCGAGGCCACGCCUACUCUGGGUCCGGGUCGGGGUUCGAGCCGCGGGAGGCCAUGACCCGCGCCAUCUUCACCACCGAGGGGGGGCCCGCCGAGAACUGCGCUGCGGACGGCGAGGCAUCGGGGACCUGCGGGGGCCCGCAGGUCGACGCCGACCGCGCGCUGGCGACGCUCCGGGAGGCGCUGGCGGGCAGACCCGGGGUGGAAGGCGCCAUUGGCCUCCUCGGCGACGCCCUCGCCGAGCACGGCGCAUCCGACGUGGCCACGAGCUUGGGCUGCGCGCUGCUUUUGCCGGACUACGUCUGUUUCGGGUACAGGAAUGUGGCGGACCCCGCGGCCUGCGUGGCGGCGGGUUUCGCCGACUCGCUCGCACAGUGGGACGAGAUCCAGUCGGAGGUCCGCAGGGUGAUCUGCCCUGGGGUGCGGAGCCGAGUGGCCGACUGGUUGAGAGCGCGCGAUAUCUCUUACCUUGGUUCGGUGCCCAGCCGCACCACCGUGCCCGCGUGCCCGCCAUACACUUGUCAGCUGACUUGUCCUUUCGUUUCGCCUGCUGCUGGCCGCCUCGUAGACGUCUCGGCCGGCGUGAUCGACUUGACCAGCCUCACCCGUUUCAUCGCCACCGUCGGCUUGUGCAGCGCCAAGGGCUUCGCGCCCACUCCGACACCAGUCAAUGACCGACCUGUGGUGUGCGCCAUGUCCGACGCAGGCGUAUACUUCGAGCUGCUAGGAAUCGAUCGCGGACGGGCGACAGCCACCCUCGUGCCAGCCGCCGUCCCCGUCUUAACCGCCGCGCAGCGGGUCACGGUGGAGACGACCGCGUUCACCUCCAUGGAGAUCCCCGUCAUCAUCGGCGUGGCGGGCACCGAGAUGGGCGAGGUCGGCAUCUUCACCACCCCGUCGGGCAACACGGUGCUCGGGCGCGACAUGCAGGCAUACCCCGUGGAGGAGCACCGUGUGACGGACAGCGCCCGCGACGCCAGGCACCAUAAGACCACGACUAUGACGACGAAGGAACUGUGCCAGUCGCCAUUUCUUGACUGGCCCGUCCCGAUGCCACAGACUGUGAAGUGGUGCCGCGAGAGGCUCGUUAGUCGACAGGGAGGGCCGCUGGAGCACCCACGCUCGCUGGUCAUGACCUUCGGGCCGCGCACGAACAUGUCGGGCUUUAAGGUCCACCGCACUAUCAUGAGGUGCCUGGACGAGGGUUUCCGCGGCCUGGUGGAUGUCAGCGACAGCGCCGCCGUUGAGCUGCUCCUCAGUGGGGCGGGGCUGGCGGAGUACGUUUACCAGUUCACCACAUGGACGUUUUGGCUACCCGCGGGUCCAAGGCCACGGGCAAGGGCAAGGCCGCUGCCGGUUCUCCAGCAUGCCGUCUUCGACGAGUCGGCGAUCCCUUCCGAGAUGACCAAGGACUCGGGCUUGGCGAUGCUCCGCCCGAGCUUCGUGGCCCACGUGGCCCCAGAGGUCGAGCAUUACGCUGCCAUCCUCGAGCUGGUCAGCAGGGCCCGAGAGGAGAGGACGGUGCUGGCCACACAGAGCCGCAGGAACGACCAGGAGCAGGCGUAA